Messenger RNA from Scaptodrosophila lebanonensis, 1305 nucleotides. RefSeq names its product cilia- and flagella-associated protein 161-like. Gene Ontology annotation, cellular component: motile cilium. Gene Ontology annotation, biological process: cilium assembly. Bases 79 to 993 code for a protein of 304 amino acids. The transcript has 4 exons. Lineage: Eukaryota; Metazoa; Arthropoda; Insecta; Diptera; Drosophilidae. The record is from RefSeq and is a predicted model, not a curated record.
UCAAGAAUACAAGUUUUAUUUGCGUUCGGUUUAAAUCCUUUUGAUUCGGGGAUCAACAUUUAUCCAAACCCAGCCAUAAUGCCGUGCACACCUGCUCUAUUGGAUACGAGCUCGAACCGCUUUAGUCCAAGUGUGCGGAUCGGUAAUUGGUACGAGGACUCGUGCCUAGAAGAGCAUAAGCAAAAUGUCUUCAAAAGGCAGAGAGAUCGCGGGGAACUGCUGGUGGAGAAGGCACGAGCCCUCUUCGAUAACUUCCACAAGGAGGUUGUGCUAAAUGCGCCCAAGAAGCAUCUGAGCUUUGGUGCUGUGGUGCAGAUCAUGCCGAUCUACGUGAAUCUCUGCGAUGUGGACACAUCCGACAUGAAUCCGGCGCUGUCGGUAAUCAUCAAUGAGCAGGUGGUUCGGAGCAGCCAGAGCAUCAACGAGGAGUGUGAACUGACCGUGGCGCCCUCGGAUCGUUCGUGUGUGCGAAACUCGUUUCGCAUUGUCAGUGGAGACAGCACCGAUCGCACGAAUGAGGUCCUCAAGUAUGGCCAGCACUUUCGUUUCGAGUGUGUGGAGCCCGUCGACGAUCCCAUUUGGUUGUACAGCGCCCCCAAGCAAUGCAACCUUUUGCACCCCAUCAGGACAACGUUCGACUCACAUAAGCAGGGCGAGGUCAAUUAUCCCCUUGGACUCGUUCAUCGCAGCAACUGUGGAAUUGGACGGAAUGUUCCCACCGCUCAUUCGAAUUGGUUUUGUAUACACGUUGAUCCCAACAAGCGCUUCGAGAGCGAAGGCAAGGAGAUGCCCAGCAAUUCGCCUAUUGUCAUUGUUCAUGCGGCCACCAACAGAAACCUGGCAGUUGAGAACGUUGUUAUACAGACCUUAUUUGGGCCCGAGUUUUUGGUGUCGGUGCAGAACUACCGCAAUAUUUACAGGCGUGAGACGUGGAAGAAUGUGUGGAUGAUUAGCAAUGGCCACCAGACGAACGCUAAAAGGGUUCCGCACUAACAAAUUCAAUGUAUUAUCGGGGGAACCUAAACUUCUGCAAAGAUUGUUUGGGACUAGAAAAUAGCACAGAUAAAAAGCGAUUGCACCGAUCGAGGUAUUACUUCUGACAAAACCACAAAUUCGGAUUGAAUGCACAUUUCAUCCCAGUUGGAUGGGCUUUGUGGUAACACCUGGCAUUUCUGCAAAAAAGGAAACAUAUGUAAAGCCUGUAGAUACUCGUGAUAUACUUUUAAUUUGUAAAAUAGAUACUAGUAGUGGGACGUCCAAGAAAAAAAAAAAAUAAAAGCAAAUAAUAAUUAAACAAAAACUGAA